Molecule: messenger RNA, 1472 nt
Organism: Olea europaea var. sylvestris
Lineage: Eukaryota; Viridiplantae; Streptophyta; Magnoliopsida; Lamiales; Oleaceae
Product: glutathione S-transferase F9-like
Exons: 3
Coding region: 540-1187 (215 amino acids)
Cellular component (GO): cytoplasm
Molecular function (GO): glutathione transferase activity; glutathione binding
Source: RefSeq, a predicted model, not a curated record
UGUGGCCGUGGCCAUUACUUUUUGACAAUCAAUGUGAGAAAAAGAGACAUUUCCAGGGAAAGACAAACAAAAUUCAUGACCGUCUGCCAUGGACUCUACAAUUAACAUCUUAUUUACCAAAACCAGCCACGUUAAUGUCACUCCUUUUUUAAAUCCCUCCCUGUGGAUUACAGCUCAUUUCUCUGUUUUAUCUGGUUGUUUAAUUUCAGCACAUUGCAUAUAAAUUUAAUGGUUAAUGCUGUUGGUCCAGGGUCAAGAACCAACUGAGAAACAGGGAGUUUAAAUCCCAUAGACCCAGAUGUAACACCUCAGCCCCUGUUUUUCAGCCUAUCCCUGACCUAUCUUAAAUUCGGUCUCACCUAACAAAAAUCAGAAACCGUUUUCCAUGAAGAAAACGUUUUCUGUUAGCCAAAAAAGAAAAAAUGAAAAUUUGGUGGUAAUAAAGUGUCCUUCAUUGAAUUAUGAAGGAGCAUAGCUGUAUAUAAUCCCAGUAGGCCUAUUCUUCGGUUGCAUAAGAAGAGAGACAAGAACUAGCAGCGAUGGUGGUGAAGGCUUAUGGGCCGGAAUAUGCUUCAAGUAAGCGUGUAAUUGUUUGCCUGGUCGAGAAAGAGAUUGAAUUUGAGGCUGUUGAUAUCAAUCUCUUCAAAGGCGAAAACAUAAGCCCUGAUUAUCUCAAGUUACAGCCUUUCGGACUUCUUCCUGCCAUACAAGAUGGAGACUACACUUUAUAUGAAUCCAGGGCAAUAAUCAGGUAUUAUGCAGAAAAGUACAGGUCUCAAGGAACUGAACUGUUUGGAAAGACAAUGGAGGAGAAGGGCAAAGUAGAACAAUGGUUAGAAGUGGAAGCACACAAUUUUCAGCCCCCACUUCACACGUUAGUGCUUCAUAUAGUUUUCAGCUCCAAAAUGGGAAUUACACCAGAUCAGAAUGUCAUUCAAGAAAACGAGGUGAAACUGGGGAAAGUUUUGGAUAUCUACGAGGAAAGGCUGUCGACGAGCAAAUACUUGGCUGGAGAUUUCUUCAGCCUGGCUGAUCUUAGCCAUCUUCCAUUUGGUUAUUACCUGCUGAAUGGUGUUGGGAAAGGGUACAUGAUAAGGGACAGGAAACAUGUGAGUGCAUGGUGGGAUGUUAUCAGCAAUAGGCCAUCUUGGAAGAAAGUUGUACAACUCUUUCCUUAUCCAAUUUGAGUUGCAUCAAUAAGCUUUUAAGGCUUCUGAUAAUAAAGAUUUCAGCAUUUUACGUAGUCAGGGUCGAUUACUGUUCGUGCUUUCUUGAAGUCUGCUCUGGUUUCGUUUUGUGUUGUGUUGGGUUGGGUUGGGGGGUGUGCUAUUGAAGUUUGUAAUAUGAAAACCCAAGCAGCCUCCAACUUCUUAUGAUAGCAGUGUUCAUUUUAUACCUUGACAGCAUUUCAAGUUUUGAAAAUUUUGGUGUACAUCUAGUCACUGGCAGAAUAUAAAAUUAAAGAUCAGGUC